Hirundo rustica (Barn swallow) is the source of this 3861-nucleotide messenger RNA. It is a transcript of the gene KIF6, whose product is annotated as kinesin family member 6. Gene Ontology annotation, biological process: microtubule-based movement. Gene Ontology annotation, molecular function: microtubule motor activity; ATP binding; microtubule binding. The record is from RefSeq and is a predicted model, not a curated record. The transcript has 23 exons. Bases 38 to 2452 code for a protein of 804 amino acids. NCBI's taxonomy places the organism in Eukaryota, Metazoa, Chordata, Aves, Passeriformes, Hirundinidae.
CGUGCCCGGUUACCGUUGCCGGGGCCCGGCGGCGGCGAUGGUGAAGGAAACGAUCCGGGUGUACGCGCGGGUGAAGCCGCUGGGCAGGCGGCAGCAGGCGGGGAUUUAUUCAGUUGAUAAUGAGGAACCUCUGUCCAGUCUGGAGAUUACUGUGCCACGUGACUUAGCAGAUGGGUUCAUCAAUAACAAACGAGAAAGCUACAAGUUCAAAUUUCAGAAAAUUUUUGAUCAAGAAGCAAAACAAGAUGUGAUUUUUGACAGUAUUGCCAAACCAGUAGCAGAAUGUGUUUUGGCUGGAUACAAUGGUACUAUCUUUGCAUAUGGUCAGACAGGCAGUGGAAAAACUUUUACCAUCACAGGAGGAGCAGAACAUUACAGUGAGCGAGGCAUCAUUCCCAGGACUUUAUCUUAUAUUUUUGAUCAAUUGCAGAAGGACAGCAAUAAAGUGUACACAACUCAUGUUUCCUACUUAGAAAUCUACAAUGAAUGUGGCUAUGAUCUGCUGGACCCAAGACAUGAGGCCUCCAGAAUGGAAGAUUUGCCAAAAGUGACAAUAAUGGAAGACUCUGAUCAAAACAUUCAUCUUAAAAACUUGUCUCUUCAGCAAGCAACCAAUGAAGAGGAGGCCUUAAAUCUACUCUUCUUGGGGGACACCAACAGAAUGAUUGCUGAGACACCAAUGAAUCAAGCCUCAAGCCGAUCUCACUGCAUUUUCACUAUUCACAUCUCCAGCAAGGAACCUGGAUCUGCAACUAUCCGACGCUCCAAGUUGCAUUUAGUAGACCUUGCCGGGUCAGAACGUGUUGCAAAGACAGGAAUUGGAGGCCACCUACUGACAGAAGCCAAAUAUAUCAACCUGUCAUUACACUAUUUGGAGCAGGUAAUAAUUGCCCUUGCAGAGAAAAACCGGUCCCACAUUCCUUACCGAAACUCUAUGAUGACCUCAGUUCUAAGAGACAGUCUGGGAGGAAACUGCAUGACUACCAUGAUAUCAACACUUGCUAUGGACAAAAGAAAUAUAGAUGAAUCUAUAUCAACCUGCAGAUUUGCACAGCGAGUUGCUCUUAUUAAGAAUGAAGCAGUUCUUAAUGAAGAAAUUGACCCCAGACUGAUGAUUGUCCAGCUGAAAAAGGAGAUCCAGGAUUUGAAGGAUGAGUUGGAGCUGGUGACUGGCAAGCAAAGAACGUCAGAGCUUUCCCAAAAAGAGCUACUUCAGUUGGAUGAGUUGAUUGAAACAUUUCUCAAAGAUAAUGAUCCUGAUAGCUCUCUGGAUGUUGGUGCUGACAUGCGCAAGAUCAAGUAUUGCUUCAUUCAUAUGAAGCAAAUUAUAAACCAUCCAAUGACUUCAGGUAAAAAACUGCUCCCACAAGACUUCUCUGAAGAAAAAAACAGUACUGAAGAACUGGAAAAACUGAAAGGACUUCUGCAACAAAGAGACAAUGAAAUCAAUAUUCUGGUAACUAUGCUAAAAGAAGAAAAAAAGAAAGCACGAGAUGCUCUUGCACAGCUUAAUGCCACCUCUGCUGGUUCAACAGUCUUGGAGCAGUCUCCUUCUAUGAGCUUGGAAGAAAGUCAGAGUCCAUCUAGAUGUUUUAAUCCGAAAGAGGCAAAAGAUUUCAGCUCUUCCAUUCCCAAACUGCCUUUUCUUUCCAGAGCAACAGUUUCUCUGUUUUCCAUUUUCCCUGGUAACAUUCUUCCUAGAGGAGGAAAGAUGCCACUUGGAUCCCAGGAAGCUUUUGAAGUUUUUAAGCGGGACCAUGCUGACAGUAUAACCAUUGAGGACAACAAACAGCUUCUGAAGCAGAGGUUUGAUGAAGCUAAAUGCCUUGGAGAGAAAUUAAAUGAAGUGAGAAAUAAAAUAAACCAUCUGAAAGGAAAGAUAAUCCAGAGGCAGAUUCAGAGAGCAGCUCUAGCUGUUUCAAAUCCAUCUGAAGAACUAACGCUUGACCCAGUAGAAGAGAAUCUUAGAAUGCAAAUUGAAGAAGAAAAGAAAAGCUAUAAAGCAGUGUAUAGUCGCUUCAAAGGGCUGAAGGUAGAAAUUGAGCACCUGCAGCUUCUUAUGGAAAAAGUGAAGAUGAAGCUGCAAAAAGACUUUGAAGUCUGGUGGUCUGAAGAGGCAAAAAAAUUCCAGCAGGAAAAGCCAGAAAUGGUUACAUCACCAAAUACCACCACUGUUUAUCCACGGUUUAUCAGAUCCUCACAGCAUCUAUCACCUAACAGUUCUUCAGACACGAGUAGAGACAGCCUGUAUGAAGAUCCAGCUGUAAAAAACAAUUCAAUCACUUUCGGUAACCCAGCUUUAAAAACAAGCAUACUUUCUUAUUUCAGGACCCCACCAAGUUCAAGUACGUCUAUUCCUCUGACUGGAGACAGCCAGGCUGAUGCUGACAUCCUAGCUUUCAUUAAAGCAAGACAGAACAUCCUGCAAAAGAAAGGCUUAGGGAACAAAUGAAAUUCUUGUCACCGUCCACUAUUUCCUUUUAGAAACAGUGAAAGAUCUUUAUUCUUUCCCCUCUUCUUCUGUUUAGAAACAGGUACAAGUAAGUACUUCAGAUGUACAAGUUUAAUUGGUAAGGGUAUACAAACUGUCUUUGACAGCAAAAUCUAUUUGUCCAACAAUUGUUAUUUGAGUAUUUGCACUAGUAUCUUCACCUUGCAUUAUGAUUAAUUAAACUGAAACAACUAAUCAAGAGUUUGGCAAACAUGUUUGUUUAUGAGAAUUCAUUGUACAUUUCUAAAUGUUAAAAUUAUCUAAUGUAUUAAUGCUCUUAUACAUCUUUAAUCUGGGAAAGGCUUAUUACUGCUGAUGGGGGAUUUUUACAUCAAUUUGCACAAGGCUUUGUUAAUUAUACCUAUUGAACAUCAAGAGAUAUCCAUUCAAUAACAGUAGUUAUUUGGGUUAUAAAAUUCCAUAAAAUUUCAUUUGAGAUUUUUCCCCUUCAAGGAAUAGCAAUUUUCAUAUCAGAUUAUUCGACUAUUGAGAUUACAUUGUAAUAUAAAAACAAAUGUAUUUGAGAAAGUAAUUCCAGAGUUCAAACUUUCCCAACUGUUCUCCUUUUGUUUGAAUGGAUUAAGUGUUGUGCAGAAUGGAUUAAAUGUUAUGCAAAAUGCACACCCUCCCAGAAUACACAGGUUUCAGGAGAAACAACUACACUUAAUAGACUUUAAACAGAAAAAGGCCAAUACUUCUAAAACAACAACGAGAUGUGAAAAUUUAAAUACAUUUAUAUCUUAUAUACAAUGUAAUUUCACUAUUGACUUGGUACUGUUGUAUUGCAUAAUAUCCAGUUAUGAAACAAUUUGUUUUACACAUCAAAUUAAAAUCAAAAAUGCAAUGCAAAGUACAGACUAUUUCUCUGGAAUACUACCAUAUUGAAGUUAUCACUUUUCAUGCUCAUGAUAAACUUUUAGUCAUGCAUUUAGAAGCAUAUGGGUUGUUCACAUAAAAAUAAAACAAUAUAUUGGCAGAAGUCACAUAUUCUCAAGGAUGUAUAUUUCUUUUUAUACAUGCUGAUACUUAAUUCUUUGUGAAAUUCAUAAUUAUACAGAAGUACAUGGUGAAUUGUUGUGUUCAAACCUGCAAAAGAUAUGUUUGUCAAAUUAACAACUAAUAUGCAAUCAGUUUAAAAUAUUAAAGUUGUACCUGUUUUGCACUUUAAUUUUCUGUAAAAGUCAACACAGAUACUAUAUAAAUUGGUAAGCUUUAGCAGAAUUUAGUAUGUGCAAACUGAGAUAAAAGUCAGAUCUACUCUUAACUUUGGGAAGCGUUCAAGGAUUUUGUCAGAUGUGGAAAAAUCCACAGGCCUUCUCCCUUUUAUAUGUCUGCUUUGUUGGUGAUUAUAUUAAAAUGUCCUUCCAGAA